UCCCAUAAUUCCACUCGCGCUCUGAACCUGUUCCGGUUUGCUGUCAUUGCUGUGCGCUGCACUCGUCCUCGUGAUGUAAACAUUUCUACACGGCGUUUACUAUUGCAAGUAGCGUUUAGCAUUUUAUUCUAAUGCGUACUUAUAGUCUUAGUGCACACUAAGUGAAGCUUUAGUGAUGUUUACUUGUGCGAUUAGACAGCGGUUAUGUCACGGCGUGUGUGUGGGUUCAGUGCAGAGAUGUUCAAGACUCUUCAGCAGGGCUUUGAUCUCUCAGGCUCUCCGAGCCUUUUCAGAUGCUCCUGCAACUCCUAAAGACUUGAAUAAACCUAUAAAGCAAUGGGAAUUAUUAGUUAAUCCUUUCACAAAGGUCAAAUGUCAUUUAGGCUGUAAUAUAUCCAUAAAACCACUGGAUCCACAUGAUUUUCCUGAGGCAGAUCGGGCAUUUAUUAGUGUGCACGUGACAGAUGCGAAUCAAACUGUUAAUGUGGACGGGUUUCAUGUUCAUUAUGAUGAUCAAAGCAAUGAACUUAACAUUUUGGGAGAUGAGGUGGAUAGCAAUGUCACUGUUGAACUGACAGCACCUAUCAAAUGUGAUCUCCACAUCAAGACUAAAGACAAAGGCAAUGUGAAGAUCCAGAAAAUGGAGAGUGACCUCUGCCAUGUUCACACAGAGAGAGGGCACUGUGUCCUAAAGUCUGUCAAGGGUCAUGAGGUUCAAGUUCAGUCCACAGGAGGAAAUGUCACUGGACUUCAGACCAUUCAUGGGAAUGUUAAUAUCAGCACAUCUUUGGACAGUAAUGUCGAUAUUAAGAAAAUCCAGGGAAGCACCAUGAAUCUCUCCACAGAACAUGGGGAUCUGAAAGUGAAGGCCAUUUAUGGUGAAUCCACCUCAAUGUCCACUUCCUCCGGGAACAUCCAGAUUGGCCAUGUACACGGUGAAGCUCUUGUACAAAGUAAAACAGGAAAUAUUGUCAUUGACAGCUCAAGUGGUGCCCUGAAGGUGUUUACUGCUGCUGGAAACAUUGAUGCAUAUGUAGGCCAAGAUGGAAGUGCAGAACUUCACAGUCAGCAAGGUGCUGUGUGUGUGCGUGUGCCGUCCACUAUGAAAGCAGCAGUGCACUUAUCUGGAACCUCUGUUAGCAUUAGCUCAGAGAUAGUCAGCUCAUGUCAAGAGACUAAACGUACUUCAGCUGAUGGGAAAACAACAGUAACAGCGAAUUUGCAUGGUGGCGUUCAUGAAGAACGAUGGAUCAAAGCCACUGCUGAAAAAGGUGCUGUCAACCUGAGAACCCAGAGCUGGUUUGAGACCCUCAGACUCGGAGCUCAGAGUUAAAAUCUGCACAGAAGCACCUGGGACCAGCUACAGAACUGACAGAACCUUGCUGCUGGUUUUAGACAGUAGAUUUAUACUGGAACAGCCUGAGAGACGUUACAGUAUAUCAGAUUAGUUGAUAAAUAGAAUGCAUUGAAACAAUUGUACAAAAGAAAGAAAUAAACCAUGCCAUUUUA
Molecule: messenger RNA, 1509 nt
Organism: Onychostoma macrolepis
Lineage: Eukaryota; Metazoa; Chordata; Actinopteri; Cypriniformes; Cyprinidae
Gene: fam185a
Product: family with sequence similarity 185 member A
Exons: 8
Coding region: 176-1333 (385 amino acids)
Source: RefSeq, a predicted model, not a curated record